This is a messenger RNA of Saprolegnia parasitica CBS 223.65, 2492 nucleotides long. RefSeq lists its product as hypothetical. The record is from RefSeq and is a predicted model, not a curated record. The transcript is spliced from 11 exons. The coding region runs from base 11 to 2437 and encodes 808 amino acids. NCBI's taxonomy places the organism in Eukaryota, Oomycota, Saprolegniomycetes, Saprolegniales, Saprolegniaceae.
AGUGAAACCGAUGCAGGCGCCGAUCGGUGUCCAGAUCAUUCAGAACAUCGUGCCGCACCUCGGCACGCAGGCCACGUCGCUCGAGAAGGUGCUGCGAACGCUCUGCGCCAAGAUCGAGACGCUGGAGUCAUACAUCAGCGCCAUAUCGAAUGGCGUCACAGAGAUGGACCAGCGCCUCCGCACGAUUGCGCACAACAUUGAAGGCUCGACAGACGCAGUUGACGCAGGCAGCGUCAUCCACUUUCCGCUCGAGCGCAAGCUCAGCGAGCGCGCGUCCUCGAAUGUCGUCGACAACAUCAUCAAAAAGUUUGGCCCCGGUACCAAGGUGCGGCACCACCGGCAUCGCCACCACACCAAGGCGGCGACAGUCGACGAGACAACCCCAGACAUGAGCCAGUCGCGCACGUCUGCGCCUGCAGUCGAGUCGCCAAGUAUGAUUCUUGAAGAGGACCGACGCAGUAGUCCAUUGUCAUCGAACGCAACCGGCGACACGGCUGUACCCAGCAUUGUGGCCACGGCUGCUGCUCCCGAGAUCGCGACACCAGCAGCGGUCGAGCCACAGACGGCCUCGGAGGCGACGUCUCAAGAACCCUUGGAAGCUCGUACGUAUGCAGCCGCGGAAGGUCCCCUCCAAGAAGCCUCGGAAGCCGUGCCGCAGGCCACGCCAGAGAACCCCAUCGAAAUGGCGCCGCAAGUAGCGAGAACGACAGAAGCGCCGACCGACGCUGCGUUGGACGCCGCCCAAGCAACGGCAAUCGCAUCGGAUACGGUCGACGUCCCGACAACGCCAAUCGAAGCAGCCGCUGCAGUGUCGGCGCUCGACGACAACCAGCUAGCAGCACCAACAACUGCGCCCAUCGCCAGCCCAGCACCCCUUGCGGUAGACGAAGCGGCCAUGUCAACAGAGCCGUUGAGCGCGUUUCAGGACAAUACGCCGGGUACCGAAAGCAUCGUUACGGCGCCACAGACGUCGAUGGAUGCCAGCGACGUCGCGCCUCCGGUGGCGGCGGCAUUGCCAUUGCGGCGGUCGCAGACCGUGCCCCCGAUGCACAUGGAUGCGCUGUCAGCGGUGGGCCUCGUGGUCGUGCGCAUGCACGCGGCGCCCAAGGUGGCGCACGCCAAAGUAGCACCAAUACCGAGUGCCACACUCGAUACGACCCCCCAAACGGCGGCAGCACCCGUGUCAGUGACUGUUGUCUCGUCCCCAGAACGGAGCAACACCAGCACGGAAGCUCUCCCCCGGGUGCGGUCCAAGCAAGGAUCGAUGCGUCGCCUGUCAUCGUUGAAGCGCAACUCGAUUGAGGCCGCGCCGUGCACUCCGCCCUUGCGAUCGGUUGACACCAAGAGCAACGAGAGCGGCAGUGAUAGCUACAGCGACGACGAUGACGUUGACACUGUCGUUGACGACCCAGUGAGGCCACCGACACCCAACGCUUUGUCUCGGGAAGAGAUCGCACGGCGCAAGGUGCUUGGAAAAGCCGCGUGGGAGAAGCUGCGCAAGAAGCAAUUCCUGCUGACCAAAACCAAGGGGAAUAUCCUAACGACGAAGAAGAAGGACGUUUUUACGAUCGCGCGUCGGCUUGAAAUGCUCGAGAAGCAUUCCAAGGAGCUCUUUGCGGGCUCCAAGCAGACGACCCUCGACUUUCACAACACCAUUGCCGACCUCACGACGCGUGUGCAAUCCGAACUCGCCGCCAAAGCCGACGUCACGUCCGUUCUCUUCGUGACGCAGCUCCAGAACGACGCGGAGCGCUCGAUACAGAGCCUCCUGGACGACGUCGCAAGACUCCAAGCGACCAAAGCUGAUCUUUCCACGGUCGAAGCGAAUAAGACGCGCACGAAAGACGCCAUUGACAAGCUCACCAAAGACCUCGAGUCUCUCCAACGCAAGCUGGGUGUGAUGAGCAUGAGCUAUGACGCCGAGUUUGCGUCGCUCGAGACGCGCCACACAACGUGGAAGAAGGAGAUCGAUGCCCAGCUGCUCACGAUUGCAGGCCAAAUCAAAGCCAAUACGACGCGCAUCGAGGACUCUCGGCGGUCGCUCAAGCGCAAAGCGGAUUUGAAAAUGCUACAUGAGUUGGAAGAAGCCAUUCUACACCACAAAGCCAAAGAGGACGGCAUGUGCAUUGCUCGUUGCUUGUCGUGCCACAAGGAAGUGACAGAGAACCCCGCCGAGAAGAGCGACGACGAGGCUGCUGAGGACGACAAUAGCCUCCUCAAGAAGAUCAAUCCGAGCGUGCAUGCCCAAAAGCAAGUCUAUCGAAGCAGCGUGCCACUGCAUGCGACGCUGCAGCACCUGGAGACAUCGGCGACAGAGGCACCCAUGUCCCCUGGUCCCUUUCGGCCACUCAACUUGGUCGCGGGCAAGAAGGUGCUCAAGGCACGACCAGGCACUGCCCCGAUCCGUGCCAAGGGGAGCAAGAAGCUCGAUGCGUGACGCGUCAUCAAUGCUGCUACGUGUAUGAAGAUGGAUUGUCGUCUUGUCUUGUGCA